Malurus melanocephalus (red-backed fairy wren) is the source of this 5629-nucleotide messenger RNA. It is a transcript of the gene CLVS2, whose product is annotated as clavesin 2. Gene Ontology annotation, cellular component: membrane. The transcript has 5 exons. The record is from RefSeq and is a predicted model, not a curated record. Bases 31 to 1014 code for a protein of 327 amino acids. Gene Ontology annotation, molecular function: phosphatidylinositol bisphosphate binding. NCBI's taxonomy places the organism in Eukaryota, Metazoa, Chordata, Aves, Passeriformes, Maluridae.
AGAGCCGGGGAGGAGGAGGAGGGCAGCGCCAUGACUCAUUUGCAGGCAGGUCUCUCCCCGGAGACUCUGGAGAAAGCCCGGCUGGAGCUGAAUGAGAACCCCGACACCUUGCACCAGGACAUCCAGGAGGUGCGGGACAUGGUCAUCACUCGGCCGGACAUCGGCUUCCUCCGCACCGACGAUGCCUUCAUCCUGCGGUUUCUGCGCGCCAGGAAGUUUCAGCACUUCGAGGCGUUUCGCCUCCUGGCCCAAUACUUUGAAUAUCGCCAGCAGAACCUGGACAUGUUCAAGAGCUUCAAGGCCACAGACCCGGGCAUCAAGCAGGCGCUGAAGGAUGGUUUCCCCGGCGGGCUGGCCAACCUGGACCACUACGGCAGGAAGAUCCUCGUCCUUUUCGCUGCCAACUGGGAUCAGAGCAGGUACACGCUGGUGGAUAUUUUGCGUGCCAUACUUCUUUCUUUAGAAGCCAUGAUAGAAGACCCCGAGCUUCAAGUGAAUGGAUUUGUUUUGAUUAUAGACUGGAGCAACUUCACCUUCAAGCAAGCAUCCAAGCUCACACCAAGCAUGCUCAGAUUAGCCAUAGAGGGCCUUCAGGACAGCUUUCCAGCUCGGUUUGGAGGAAUACAUUUCGUCAAUCAGCCRUGGUACAUCCAUGCCCUCUACACAGUUAUCCGGCCCUUUCUAAAGGAGAAGACACGAAAAAGGAUAUUCCUGCAUGGUAACAACCUCAACAGCCUGCAUCAGCUCAUACACCCUGAGAUCCUGCCCUCGGAGUUUGGAGGAAUGCUGCCCCCCUAUGACAUGGGGACRUGGGCAAGAACACUGCUUGACCAUGAGUACGACGAUGACAGUGAAUGCAAUGCGGACUCCUACAACACUCCUGCAAAGGAUAUAGAAAAGGACCUCUCUCCCAAAUCCAUGAAAAGGUCUCAGUCAGUCGUGGAUCCUGGGGUGCUGAAACGCAUGGAUAAGAAUGAGGAAGAAAACAUGCAGCCUUUGCUUUCACUUGACUAACAGUUUUUGAGCAUUGGACAUGAACUGAGGUGGAAGGCACUGCCUCUCAGCAACAAGCAAAUCGUUGGAAAAGAGUGUAACAGCUGGAAUCCUAUUUACUCAUGUUAAUGUAGCAUAAUGGCAGCAGGUUUUACUAUUCUGCCUGAAUUCUGGAUGCCCUUUGGUGAAAAAGAAGUGGAGAAAAAAAGAAAAUUAAAUUAAAAAAAAAGGAAAAGGAAUYAAUAAUUUAUUCUGUAAGUGCCAACUUGUUUGUAAAUACAAUAUAAUCCUCCGAUUUUACUUUGUAAGUUAUGGUAAACAAGUGCUAUGGAUAUGAGUGACUAUUAAAUAUGUCAGUGAAGUGCACCAUAAAAAGGAGAAGAAAAUAUGUGUGUUCUCUCUCUCUCACACACACACACACACAAACACAAACUGAACAAAGAAAACUAUCAAAGCAAAUUAAAUAUUGUCCUUCCCAUAGAAAGCCAACUAGUACAUUGACUAACUACUGUUUUUUUUUUUCUGCAAUGCUCAUGCAGUUUGYAAAGAUAAAGAGGGAAUAUAAGAACUUGGGAGAAGCUGUAAUCAGUUGAAUGUUUCCUAACUGUAGGAAUUGGUUUCCCAAAUAACACUGGGGCUUUGGGUUAUGAUUUAGCAUAAACCAUGUGCAUUGUGAGAAAGGUCAGAGGUGAACUGGAACCACCUCUUGGAUAGCUUUGUUGUUCAGCUGUAUGGAUCUCUGAGGUUUCUUCCCUAACUUUUCAUUUACACAAGUAACCUGGCUUGUUACCAUUAUCUGGGUGUUGGAAUGUGGGACACACUGGAGUUACUUCUCUUGAGUUUUGGGUGCACAUCAAGAAUUUUUCCAUCACUCUGUUCUCCCUUGGAACGAGACAUUAGUCCUCUGAAUACAGUGUAAUAACCAKUAUCUGAAAGUAAAGCCUUGCAGCAGAGGUGAAAAGUUAAUCACUGAAUCCUGUGCACUGGGAGACUGGAUACAUAUAUAUAUUUUUACCAAUCUCUGAGGAGCAUACAAGGUGACAUUGUUAGAUAAGUAUAUUUCAUUGAAGGUUUAUACAAGAAAUCAUACCUAUUCAAUGUACUUAGAUAUAUUAUAGAUUGUAUAUUGAGACAACAUCAUUAUUAAUAUGGUAAAACUUUCCAUAGAUCAACAGCAUCCCACUCCAAGCAAGGAUUUAUAUGAAUAAGUUGUAGUCAAACAUCUCAGCCUAUGUGUUUAGGACACCUUUGUUUUGGUUGUAGCGUAACUGUAUAUAUUGAACAUGUGCCAUAAUAGAGAAAUACAUUUUACCUCAAAAGGGCAACAGGUUUCACUAGGGAUUGGGUAAAUCAGAUAAAACAUAGGGGCUGUGUCAUCUUUGUGUGCUGAGGCUGAUGUGUGCGCAGCCUGUGGUGUGCUGAGGUGAGAAUGUAAUUCCUUAUUAGGACUUCAGUGGACAGAGUAGGAAGACACACAGGGUGCCCAGCAAGAUACCUGAAUAAUUAGAGGGUUUGUAGGAGCAUGGCCAGGCAGUGCAGGGAUUAGUUGAGAAAACACUGACCACAGUGAAGGUGUUGCAAUCCUGCCUCACAAGUGCUGGAGUUGUUAAAAAAAUUYUUUCCAUCACUUCAGUGAUCAGUGAAGUUUCAGAGUUACUGGUUGUAAGCCACCUCUCCUCAUCCAGGAGGAUUACAGCUGUAGGACUUGGUAGGCUGAGAUGAGUUAAGAGCACUGAGUGAAAUGUUGAAAGUACGUGGUCUCGAGUUUAGUAGUAAUUCCUGUAGCAGAAGCUUCAGCAUUUCUCAGGGCUGAGACGACCCUGACUCUUCCAGCAUCGCCCUSGACUGGCCCAGGCAGCACACAGAGAAAGCUUUCCUACUUCACAGGUCAUUAGCAGUGCUGAUAAACAUUGUAUGCCCUAACACUCCAUCACCUUGCAGGAACUUCUCUGAACAAUUCACUACCUUUCUGCUUUCCUAAUUCUGUUUUCAUGACACGUGUUAGGAAAUGCAGAGAGGAAAGAUAUGGAGCUUGACUACUUCUGUGGUUUGAGAGACUUGAAAAAAUGGUCAGUUCUUAUAUACUAUUCUAUUCAGUUCUGUUUUUCACAYUGCUUGUAACAUCAUGCUCUAUAAGUGAGAUGUGUCUCCAGUAUUUGUGUAAGUGCCAUAUUUGAAUGUAUGUUAUAUAUUUCCACACUUCUGGUUAGYAGAAUACUCUAUUGUCAUUGAUAUGAUUUUUAAAUCCUUAUCAGAUAAAACUGAAACAUCAGUAGAAAUUUUCUCCUUACAAGGGCUUUGGGAUUUAGUCAGUACUCCACAGGUAUACAAACUGUGACAGAGUGGUGAUCAACAUCUUCAUGGAUCCUUUGGGAUGCAUGGACAGACUUUGGUAUAAGACAGCAGAAUGCUGAUUUCAGAGUAAAUCACCUGUCCAGUAAAAAAAUGCAAACCUGUUCCCCUGUAUGAAGCUUAAAAUUUGUUUUGAAGCUUAUAAAUUUGUUUUGUUUGAAAAUCCUUUAUUUGUGCACUUAACUGUAAUUUAUGUAAUAUUUUCUGAUGCCUGAUUUUAAGGUAAUGAGUAUUAAUACAUUCUUUCCAGAAAGUGAAAGUAGGAUGUAUUAUAAUUUUGUGUAACUGGGACCUCAUCUUUCAGCAGGAACAAAAUUGCAUUUUCAAUAAGAUUCACUCUGUUAAAGAGUCGGGCUACAGGUCUUUKUGGCUGCAGCUUUCAUUUCACUGAAGCAAAUUCUGACAGUGGCAAUCACGGUUGUGACAUUGAAAAAGAAUAUGAAAAUGGGUAAGAGAAAUAAAUAUACUUUACCUGCUCUCUGUAUUCUUUGAAGGCAUUUCUCUUUUACAUAUCAGGGUACAUAAAGGGUUCCACCUUUCUUGUAGAAAAUCUUUAUAGGUAGCUCAAUUUUUAUUAGAUGAAAUUUGGACUGAAAACUUUUUCCAAUCUUUAUUACUAUAGGAAUUGCUGUCUAAUUUUUAUAGUAGAAUUGAAGUGCUAAAAAUAGAAUGCAGAUGCUUGGGAGGAACUCCUUUUAAUUUCUUACCUUUCUUGUGUAUUGGAUAGAAUAAAACCUUGUAAUUAUGCAUGCUGAUAUGCAUAUUAAAAAUAUCCUGCAAUAUGAGGAACUUAGUGGAGAAACUGGAUAUGCCUGUCCAACUAUAUAAAAAAAGGAGGAUUAAAAAUAAAAAAAAGAGAUUGUUUUGGGCAUUUUCUUGACAUCUAAAAAUAUCCUCUAACGUGAUGAUGUUUCCAAGACACAAAUAUUCGAAAAUACAUGUAAAAGUUAUGGAAACUUCCAUGACCAAAACCUCCUUGUAAUCAGAGACAUCAGKAGACUCUUGGCUUUAUGGAGACAGGUAAUCAAACCCACUAAGCUCCAACAAAUACACAGACUCCCAAUAGUUAUUAGUUGUAAAAUAGUCUGAGAUGUCUUUACAGAAAUGUAAAUUUACUGUAUAGCAUAUUUAAAAAGAUGUUUUGCACUCUACAAACAUGCUAUGCCUAGUCACAAACUGAACACAGAAUUAAAGAAAAGAGGAGUAAAAGGGGGACCUCAAGGGGUCACUGAUAUGUGGAGGAGCAGAUUCACUUUAAUGUCGCUCUCAAAUKGUUUAGCUCAGUACCUUGCAUGGAAUGCUCUUUGUGUUAUUUAAUCACAGUCACACCAAGCCUAAGCACAUUACCUGACAAAAUUGUAACCUGACRGUAUUUUGUUCAUGCCUUUUAUUAUUUUCCUGUUCUGUUUGGGAAAUUAAAGUUUGUCAAGCAUCAUAAUAACYACCAUUUAGCAUUAAUUGGAAAACACUUUGCAAUAAGCUCUGGUCAUAUCCCUGCUAUUAUAUUGUUUCUGUUAUUAUUGUCAUCCAUGUAUGUAUUUGUCAAGUUUUUUGAUAAAGUCAUGUUUGAAAGAGCAUGCAAGAGAGAAAAAACCAAAAUCAAUCAGACUUCAGGAUUUUGUUUAGAAUAUUAAAAUGGGAUUUUUAGGGGGAUGCUGAGUUUGGAUUUUAUAUACUUUAAUUGCCUCUGGGGAGUGUUCUGCUGAGCAAUCAACAGUGCUGGGUACCAAGACAAAUUUGGAAGAUAAAUAUCAAUAUGAAAGGCAAGAGCAAAGGUCUCAGAGGAUUGUACUGAAAAAGCCMCUUAAUCACAUGGCUAGCUGGAUCGGGUUCCUCUAAAGAAAAGUAUUUUGCAAGUAGCUUGUUGGUGUGUACUUCUGGUGCUGAGAAUAGUUCUUUUGUCCAUAAAUUUCAAAGCACUCUGUGAAACUGAGAAAAUAAUAGUUAUCCCAUUUCUCAGGUAGCCAAACAGAAACACAGCCAGUUAAAGACAUUUCUCAAUGGAAGACAUUUUUCUAUAUGGCAAAGAUGACACUUUGAUCACUCAGUCUGAUUUCAACUGCAGAAUAAAAGAUAAUGUGUCCCUGUUUUGUGUAAGGAGGUCCAGUUGUUGAUUCCCUGAUGCUUGGUUUCUUUAGAACACUUUACCAUGAGACCAUUGCAAACCAGGGGUGUUCUGCUUUCCUGUGGAGUUAAUUUGGAAUGUACAAUUAACCUUUUCUGUAGAGGCAAUGGCAAAAAGGGAGUAUGUCCCCCAAAUGAAAUGCCUUUCUUCCCUAUCGAA